UUUCGUCCGUAUAGGUGCCCGUGUCUGUUUCACUGCGCGAAUGUCAACGUGCCUACCAUUCACAACACAUAGCCUACUUCACUGCGGUAGCAUACCAAUGAAAGAAAGUGACAUAACCCCGAAAAGUACCGCUCUGAUGUGAGGAAAGGCAGUCGGUUCGUUCGUUUCUUCCGUUUCGCGUAUCUGUUUCGGAACUAUCAUCUCAUCUCGUACAUCUCUUCGUCCACGAGCAAAGCAAAAAUUCUACCCAUCAGGAGGAAAAUGGUUAACGCCUACGAUAUCUUCGGAGGCGUGUGCGUCUUCAUCGUGUCGGUUCAACUGCUGCGGAAGGUGUUCCCAUGGAUAUACGAGAACCUGCUCGGGCCUAAACUGAUCGGCACCGGGAUUAAGCUGAAGGAGAUGGGACAGUGGGCAUUGGUCACCGGGGCAACGGAUGGAAUCGGCAAGGCGUACGCUAAAGCGCUUGCUAAGAAGGGUCUCAACGUGGUACUGGUCAGUCGAACACUAUCCAAGCUAGAGGAUGUCGCUAAAGAAAUUGAAACGGAAGCCAAGGUCCAAACCAAAAUCAUCGCGGUAGAUUUCAGUGCAGGGCCGGAGAUAUACGAUACUAUCAGGGAACAAACGGACGACGUGGAGAUUGGUGUUCUGGUCAACAACGUGGGAAUCAGCUACUCGCAUCCGGAGUAUUAUCUCAACCUACCGGAUACCGAGAAGCUCGUCAACAGUGUCAUCGCGUGUAACGUUUUUUCCGUCACGCAGAUGUGUAAAAUGUUCCUGCCCGGGAUGGUCGAACGCCGGAAAGGUGUGGUGAUCAACAUAUCGUCAAUGUCGGCCGUCAUUCCCGCACCCAUGCUCUCGAUAUACUCGGCAUCGAAAGCGUUCGUGGACAAAUUCAGUGACGAUCUGGCAACGGAAUACGCCAAACAUGGUAUAGUGGUACAGUCCGUACUGCCCGGUCCGGUGGCCACCAACAUGUCGAAGGUUCGUCGAGCCACUUGGAUGGUGUGCUCGCCGAAGACGUUCGCCUCCAGUGCCCUUAGUACUCUGGGAAUUGCCCGUCACACCACCGGAUACUAUCCACACUCGCUACUACAGCUCAGCGUCGAUAUGAUUGGUUUUGUUUCGCCGACCUUGUCGCGGAACAUCACCCUCAAGACAAUGGAAAACAUCCGUGCUCGGGCGGUGAAACGGGCUGCCAGCAAGCAGGAGCCUAGCAAAUAGAUAAAGCGAAAGUCGACAAACCCUUUUUUUCCCCGACCUCUUACAAUUCUUUCCGAUUCAACUGAUUCUACUACAUAUCCCGGAUCUGCCGGGAAGCAAGAAGCAAGUACUGAAACAAAUAUUUAACUGCUAAGUAAAUAAUCUGAGCGAGAUGAUGCUGAUCGAAUUUGGAAGUGCGUGUUUGUGAUCAAAAAUUCUCUUCAGAUUCCUUGUUUUGUUCAAUUACAGUUACCUACUGAUUGCUAAGUAAAGUAAUAAAUAAAAAAAAGCGACAAUGGCAUUUGUUAAACUUAGAGAAUAAAAAAAUUGAAACUAUUGUUACAACCUAAAUAGGGAAAAAUACAAAUCAAUUCGGAGCAAUAGGAUGCUCAAAGAUUGAAACAAAAAACACAAUACAUAACAUUUCGAAAGCUGCCUUAUUGCUUGAAACUCGAAUAGAAAAGAAUGGAACAGAAAACGUGCAUAUUGACCAUCCAAAAUUAUAAAAAAGGGCGAUGUUUGAUGAAAACGUGUAAAAUUAUUCCAACUCGAAAUAGUAUAGUAAUAGGGGCAAAUAAAUUUAACGUUUAUCUAGCUGAUCAA
Molecule: messenger RNA, 1803 nt
Organism: Malaya genurostris
Lineage: Eukaryota; Metazoa; Arthropoda; Insecta; Diptera; Culicidae
Gene: spidey
Product: very-long-chain 3-oxoacyl-CoA reductase
Exons: 5
Coding region: 262-1221 (319 amino acids)
Cellular component (GO): endoplasmic reticulum
Molecular function (GO): oxidoreductase activity
Source: RefSeq, a predicted model, not a curated record